AGUUGGAAGCGGCGAGUAUUUGAGGCAGGAAACGGGGGGGGGAUUUGUGCUGCUGGGGGCCCUCUUUUUCUUUAUCUGUGUGUGGCAUCGAGGCAGCUUGCUGCACUUACCCUACAGUGCCCGUGUGGGGACUUCCGGUUAGAGAGCGUCUGUGUCCCCCGGGACUGGUGCCCUGGUGGGGUGUGUGUGCGCGCGCGUUUUUAGGGUGGGGGUUGUGUCUGAACCAGUUAGGAAGAAUGACUUUGGAGUCCAUGAUGGCGUGCUGCCUGAGCGAGGAAGCUAAAGAAGCCCGGCGGAUCAACGACGAGAUCGAGCGGCAGCUGCGCCGGGACAAGCGGGACGCUCGUCGGGAACUGAAGCUGCUGCUGCUGGGCACAGGAGAGAGUGGCAAAAGCACGUUCAUCAAACAGAUGAGAAUCAUUCAUGGAUCAGGUUACUCUGAUGAAGACAAAAGGGGCUUUACGAAAUUGGUGUACCAGAAUAUAUUUACAGCGAUGCAGGCCAUGAUCAGAGCCAUGGAUACCCUCAAAAUCCCAUACAAGUAUGACCAUAAUAAGGCUCAUGCACAGUUAGUUCGAGAAGUCGAUGUUGAGAAGGUGUCAACUUUUGAGAACCCCUAUGUAGAUGCACUGAGAAGUUUAUGGAAUGACCCUGGAAUCCAGGAAUGUUAUGAUAGACGACGAGAAUAUCAGUUAUCAGAUUCGACAAAAUAUUACCUUAACGACUUGGACCGCAUAGCAGAUUCAGCCUAUCUGCCAACUCAGCAAGAUGUGCUUAGAGUUCGAGUCCCAACAACAGGGAUCAUUGAAUAUCCAUUUGACUUACAAAGCGUCAUUUUCAGAAUGGUGGAUGUAGGAGGCCAACGAUCAGAAAGAAGAAAAUGGAUACAUUGCUUUGAAAAUGUCACAUCUAUCAUGUUCCUAGUAGCUCUUAGUGAAUAUGAUCAAGUGCUUGUGGAGUCCGACAAUGAGAAUCGAAUGGAAGAAAGCAAAGCACUCUUUAGGACAAUUAUCACAUAUCCAUGGUUCCAGAAUUCUUCGGUCAUUCUGUUCUUAAAUAAAAAAGAUCUUUUAGAGGAGAAAAUUAUGUACUCCCAUUUAGUUGAUUAUUUCCCAGAGUAUGAUGGACCACAACGGGAUGCACAAGCAGCAAGAGAGUUCAUCUUGAAGAUGUUUGUAGACCUGAAUCCAGAUAGUGACAAAAUUAUCUACUCCCACUUCACUUGUGCUACAGACACAGAGAAUAUACGCUUUGUCUUUGCUGCUGUCAAGGACACAAUUCUACAGUUAAACCUGAAGGAAUACAACCUGGUUUAACUGUGCCUAAGAGGCCCUCCAAGACCAUCUUUGUGUGAUUGAAGAUGCACAAUAGGGACUGGAUUAUCUGUGAAAGCAAGUUGCAUAAUGCUAAUUUAUUGCUGGCCUGCACUCUGCGAAUGUUCAGAGUUUUUUAGUUGAUAUUAUGAUUUUAUUUAAACUAUAUGGAGGAAAACCAGAAGAUGCUGAAAUACAUUCGCAGUACAUUUUCUUAUUUUUUAGGCAAAAUCUUGUGACUCAGUGGUUUCUAAAUUCUCAGUCAUACACUCACAAAGGAUAACAGGUUUUUGCUAAUGAAGCAAAAUCAAGCUGGUUUCCUCUUUCCCUGAACCUUUCUCUCCCUCCUUCCUCCCCUGCUAUGUUUUAAAAGUACAAUGGUCAUUUUACCACUUGCAUUCCUUGAUAAUAUAUUUUCUGUUAAGUGACUUGGCCAAGAAAAUUACUAUUAUCAGAAAUGAAGUUAUCAGUCAUUCAAAUUUUAUAAUGUGUUUUCUCUGAAAGAUCAGAAGCAUUGAUAGUAUGAUUUUUUUUAAUUCUUAAAAUUAGUGUUCUCAUUCUGUCUUCACUUCUGAGACUAGAAUAUUGGGAAUUGCAAAAUAGAAAUAGUUGUGUAUGGAUUUAGAAUUUAAACAUACUUUCACAGUUCAGAAAGAUGCAUAGAAGACAGUAAUAAAAUAAUUAAAGACAUAAACCUCAGAUGUUCAUAGAAUAUCAUCAAAUCUCUUUUUAAUUGCCAUGUGUCAUUAUUUUCUCUUUUCUUUAUUCACUAAUAACAAGUAGAAAUGUCAUGGACACUACAUUUUCCCCAGUGGCUACAGUCAAAAACAGGGGUAGGGGUUUAUUUUUCAGUUGUGUGCAUUUUUUCUUAAGUUAGAGCUUUUUUAAAGUGUUUUUCCACAGUAUAAAUUUUUUUGCUGUAUAAAAUCUUGCCAAAUAUGGCUUUUUAUGAAACCAAUACUUUUGAAACAUAAGAUAGUGAUUGAAAUGUCAAACUAAUGGAUUGGGAAUUUUUAUUGUGUUCCAUUUUCUAAUGCCAAAAACAACAGUGUGAGUGAAUAUGCUACUCAGCAUAUGUGUAUAGAAGACAAUUUAAUUCUCUCCUUAUGUCAGAGAUGGCAUGAGAUUGCAUACGUUUUUUUCUAAUAAUAUCAAGCACCUCGUUUAUUAUUGAUGAAUGAUCACAGAAACUAUUCUUGAUAAGGUUGCCUCUUAACCUAUUCACAGACAUUUUAUAGGUUUCAUGCAAAAUAGUCUCUCUUGAUGUUCUUUAGAAAGAUUUCUUAAUGCAAAUCACUCUUGAAAUUUAAACAUGCAAAUUUUUAAUAACAAAAAUGUAGCACCCAUCAAUGAGCAGCUUGGGUUGAAAGGUAUUUUUUGACCAGGUGCAUGAUUGCUAGCAAGCUACAGAGAACUCUGAGGUCAGACACUGAAUUACUUACAUUGCCAAGUAGGAAUAGGGUGCACUUAGCACAGAAGCUGCUGCCUCUCAACAGCAAAGGAGAGGUGGAAAAACAAUCUCUUAUUACUUGAGUAACUAAGUUAACAAUAAAUACUAAUGAGAUGUUUUUCAUCAUUAAUACUCCCUACUCUAAAACAACAUUAAUAAGAAUAGUUGCUAGUUUUUGUUCCCUCAUAAAACACCUUAUAAUUGGAAACUGAUUGUAGGUAUAGUGCAAUUAUGAAUGCUAUAAUCAUUGUACAUACAUAUAUGCCAACAUCCAUAUUGGCUUUAUAGUCAUUAAUUUUUGGCAAAUUGUGCUGUGUUGAUAUGUAUCUAUGUAAUUGUAUAAUAUGUCUUAUAUCUGAUUCACAUUUUAAAUAAUGUUAUUUUAUUUACUUUUUAAAGAGAAGAAUGUAAAUUUUUUUUCAGUUUAUUCCAGACUAGAUAUUUGUUGGUUUUAUUUAAAAAGCAACAAAAAAUCUUAUCAUAGUGCAGAAUUGUAGUAGCAUUGUGCUAUAUAAAAUCAUUUGAACAUUCCUGAGUAAAAGUAAAUUGGAGACACACAGAGGACAGUCAUAAUCAAAACAAUGCUUAAAUCUUGUCAGGGCUUUAUACAGAUAUAGAAGCUGGUUUUGUUAGAAGAAUUUAUGCCAUUAUAUCUAGGAUUAGAAUAUAAGCUCUUAAAUAUCAAUUUGUAUUUGGCAGAUUCAACUUCAGUUAAUUUUACCUUUCUAAUAGCCUUUUUUAGAAAAGUGAAAUUAGAGCAUUUCAAACCACUGAACAUAAGUACUAAUGGGUAUAUUCUAUUUCCCUAAAAAUGUAAUAAAACCAUCAGAUCAGUUAAACAUUAAUUCAGAAAUUACAGAAACCUUAGACUUAACAACAACAAAGUUGCUAAUGUUAAAAAUUUUAAGGAGUUAAAAUUUGUUUAAUAAAGCUAAACCACAUAGUUGAAGGCUAUAAAAAGUGACACUGACAUUCUAAAUGUAUCAUCAAAACAGCUGUUCUUAUUAUAAAUGUAAUUAUAACAUUGGCUCUGAUCUUACUUAUAAACAUUACAAAUCUUCUGUUUUAACUGUUGA
This is a messenger RNA of Passer domesticus (house sparrow), 3839 nucleotides long. Its product is annotated as guanine nucleotide-binding protein G(q) subunit alpha. The transcript has 7 exons. Gene Ontology annotation, molecular function: GTPase activity; G protein-coupled receptor binding; GTPase activator activity. Lineage: Eukaryota; Metazoa; Chordata; Aves; Passeriformes; Passeridae. The coding region runs from base 237 to 1316 and encodes 359 amino acids. The record is from RefSeq and is a predicted model, not a curated record. Gene Ontology annotation, biological process: phospholipase C-activating dopamine receptor signaling pathway; glutamate receptor signaling pathway; action potential. Gene Ontology annotation, cellular component: heterotrimeric G-protein complex.